AUGCCCCACUUCCUCACGCCCAUUACCUCACACUUCACCUCCUUACACCCCACCACCUUACGCCCACCACCUCAUGCCCACCACUUUACGCCCCACCACCUCACGCGCACCUCACGCCCCACCCCCUCACGCGCACCACCUUACACUCCACCCCCUCACACCACCAUCUCAUGCCCACCAUCUCACGCCCACCCCCUUCUCUCUCCGCAGGCGCGCGUGAAGCUGCAGCAGAGGAGCUACGUGGAGAGCGAGGGUCUGCUGCGCCUCGUGCUGGCCCAAAACCCACACCACCAGGAAGCUCUUUUCCAGCUCUCCCUCCUCUACACCCACACCAACCGCACGCAAGACGCCCUCUCCCUGGCACGCCUGGCCGCCCACAACUGCUCGAGGCCGCCCACGCUCUGCGCCCAUCUCCACGCCCACUACGGCGACCUGCUUAACGACAGGAAUAACGUGGACCAGGCAGCACAGAGUUACCAGCUGGCGGUGGAGUUAGAACCAACCCUCACUCACGCACACGUCAACCUUGGGGCCCUCUAUCACACUAAGGGCGACUACGCACGUGCCUGGAGACACUACCUGACGGCGCACGGCCAGGAGCCAUCCAACAGCCUCCUGCUGGAGAACAUGGAGAAGCUCCGAAGGGCACAGAACCUCCAGCAGGCUACCACCAGCAUGGCCCACUGCUUGAAUAAGUCCUGAUGCUAGAUCUGCUUCUCCUGCUGCUGCUGCUGCUACUUCUGCUGCUGCGGUCGAUUCCCGUGGACCAGGAUUUCCCUAUAGCUCUCCUCUUUCAUCUUCUUCUUUGUCUUUUUCGUCCCCUCUCUCCACCCGCUUCCUCUUCCUCUUUUUAUCCAUCUCCUCCUCCUGCUCUCCCUCCUCCACCUCCCCUCUUCUUGCUCCUCUCUCUCUCUCUCCUUCUCUCCCUUUCUCCCUCCCUUGCUCUACCUCUCCCUCCUUCCCUCCCUAGCACGCCCCUCCUCUCUUCCUCCACCUUCCUCUUCUCUUUCACUCCUGUACCUCUACUCCAGUGACUUCCAGCGCUCCCUCUGCGCUCUUCGGCAGCACCAGGGUCCGCGUCAAUGUAAAAUAUAUACAUAUACAUAUAAACUGCAGAUGCCAAAAAGCGGAACUAAUAUGCUCAGUGGUGGUGAGACUGACGUUGUAUCAUAAGUGGAAGUAACGACAUAAAGUUUGCGUUAUAAUAAAAGUACCGUAUAUAGUGGGAAUGAUGUGUACAUAUGAUUUAUAUACACGUAAAAGUGACGUAUAUAGCUUGUUUUUUGUAGUAAAAGAAGGAUGCAUUGGAUAUGCAUCGGUGCAGACGAUGUUUUGAGAAAAUAGUAAAAAGAACAAGCAUAUUUGAGCUGGAAAAAAAACACUAUACCAGUGGACAUUGAUAUAAAAAAACAGUAAACAUCCAUAUUAAAUUAAUAGUAGUGCAUAUAUGUUAAAGUAUAUCCUAGAAAAAAUACAAACAUAUGUAUAGACUUUC
Molecule: messenger RNA, 1495 nt
Organism: Penaeus monodon (black tiger shrimp)
Lineage: Eukaryota; Metazoa; Arthropoda; Malacostraca; Decapoda; Penaeidae
Product: protein O-mannosyl-transferase TMTC1-like
Exons: 3
Coding region: 1-702 (233 amino acids)
Molecular function (GO): protein binding
Source: RefSeq, a predicted model, not a curated record